AUGGCUGGCACAUCCGUGAAGAAGCGCUCAUUCAGCGACGGCCCCAAGGGCCGCGCACAACGGCCGACCAAGAAGCAGAAGAAAGUCGCAUCAUACCACAGCAGCUCCGAAGACUCGGCAAGCGACGACGAGGGGGGCCCCGUGCCCGCUAACCUGCUCGACUCGGACGAUGAGGACCUCGAGAAUGUCGAGGUCGACGAUGGGGCAUCAACCGCUGAUUCAGAAUCAGACUCCGGCUCCGACUCGCUGUCAGAGCCAGAAGCAGCACCAAAACGGAAGACCCAGCCAGGAAAACAAGAACGCUUUGUCGCCAAGGACGCCCCUUCAUCCGAAGAAGACGUCUCGUCGGACGAGAUCGACAAAGAAAGAGAAGAUGAUGACGAUGAUAACGAUGAUGACUCCGACGACUCCGACGCAGCGAGCCACAGCGACGCCUCGAGCGCGCGGCAGCAGCAGCGCGGGGGCGGCAAAAACGCGACCAAAUCCAAACGCAACGACCCGACCGCCUUCGCGACGUCCAUCUCCAAGAUGCUCUCGUCCAAGCUGCCCGCCUCGCGCCGCGCGGACCCGAUCGUGGCCCGCAGCGCCGCGGCGGCCGAGCAGGCGCGGCAGGCGGCGGACUCGGCGCUCGAGGCCAAGGCGCGGCGGCGGCUGCGCGAGCAGAAGCGGCUGGCCAUGGAGAAGGGCCGGGUGCGCGAUGUGCUGGUGGCCAGCAAGACGCGCACGCUCGACGUGGCCACGGGCGAGAUCGUCGAGGUGCCGGACGAGACGCGGCCGGGCGAGCCCCGGACGACCGAGGAGAUCCUGGCGGCCGAGCGGCGGCUGCGCAAGACGGCCCAGCGCGGCGUCGUCAAGCUCUUCAACGCCGUCCGGGCCGCCCAGGUCAAGGCCGCCGAGGCCGAGCGGGCCGCCCGGAGGGAGGGCGUCAUCGGCGUCAAGAGGAAGGAGGAAAAGGUGGCCGAGAUGAGCCGGAAGGGCUUCCUCGACCUGAUCGCGAGCGGGGGUGGAGGGUUGAAAAAAGGGGGACUGGAGGAGGCGUGAGUGUGAACCUUUUUUCGGUCGUCGGGUGACCAUUGGGGAUGGUUCGGCGUGCCUGGGUCUCAUGUUUCUUUUCUUUCGAUUUUUUCCCCUCCCCCCCUUGAGCUCAGACAUAGCAGAGCAGG
Messenger RNA from Thermothelomyces thermophilus ATCC 42464, 1163 nucleotides. RefSeq lists its product as uncharacterized. NCBI's taxonomy places the organism in Eukaryota, Fungi, Ascomycota, Sordariomycetes, Sordariales, Chaetomiaceae. Gene Ontology annotation, cellular component: preribosome, large subunit precursor. The record is from RefSeq and is a predicted model, not a curated record. The coding region runs from base 1 to 1041 and encodes 346 amino acids. The transcript has a single exon. Gene Ontology annotation, biological process: maturation of 5.8S rRNA; maturation of LSU-rRNA.